This is a messenger RNA of Gaeumannomyces tritici R3-111a-1, 2690 nucleotides long. Its product is annotated as pre-mRNA-processing factor 17. Lineage: Eukaryota; Fungi; Ascomycota; Sordariomycetes; Magnaporthales; Magnaporthaceae. Gene Ontology annotation, molecular function: mRNA binding; protein binding. The transcript is spliced from 2 exons. Gene Ontology annotation, cellular component: catalytic step 2 spliceosome. Gene Ontology annotation, biological process: mRNA splicing, via spliceosome. The record is from RefSeq and is a predicted model, not a curated record. Bases 191 to 1792 code for a protein of 533 amino acids.
GCAGCGCGCGCCUGGUUUUGGCGUCCAUUUUGAGCAACGAGCAACUGCGACAGCCCGGCCCAAAAGACACCCGCAAGAGCAACCAAAGCAGCCAGAUCUUGUCCCCAGACCUGCCCUCCAGAGCGCAGACUCAGCAGCGAGAUCAGAAACAGGAUACGUCCUUGGAGCAACCAGCCCGCCCAACUCCACCAUGUCUGGGUUCAGCGAGUACGCACCAAACAUGGUGCCGACCGACGCCCUCGUGCUCAGGACCGAGGCGGAGCCGGCGCACGAGCUGGUGCAGUACACGGGCGAGGACCUCGCGCGCCCGAGGCUCGGCCCCGCGAACCCGUUCCGCGACGACUCGGCGCCGCUCAAGCGCAAGAACGUGCUCACGGGCUACGCGCAGGAGACCUUUGUGUCGGAGCACACGUUCCGCAGCAAGCACCGGGCCGUCGAGCGGCGCGGCGGGCCCGAGCGCGAGUUCCAGUCGGGCGCCGACGUCAAGGCCGAGGCCGCCAAGCUGCGCAGGACGCGCGAAGGCAAGGGCAGCGCGCUCGUGGCCGAGGGCGACGGCGAGUACAUGGGGCCCUGGGCCGCCUACAAGCCCAAGCAGGGGCAGGAGGUCGACGUCGACGACCACGAGCUGGCGAGCGACGAGGAGUACGAGGUCGUCGAGGUCGAGGAGAGCGACGACGACGUGAUCGAGAGCGGCACCGUCGUCAAGGCCCCCGCCGAGGCCCUGUCGCGGCGGAAGGAGGUCGAGGACCAGGGAGCCGAGACCACAACAUUUCACGGCUCCGAGCUGCACGACUACCAAGGGAGAACAUAUAUGCAUGUUCCCCAAGACCUCGACAUCGACCUGCGCAAGGAGCCAGGCGGCACAACGAAUUUCAUCCCCAAGAAGCUGGUCCACACGUGGAAACACCACACCAAGGCCAUCACCUCGCUCAACUUCUUCCCCGGGUCUGGGCAUCUUCUUCUCUCUGGCAGCGCGGAUUCUACCGUCAAGAUAUGGGAUGUUUACCACUCGCGGGAGCUGCUGCGCACAUAUUCUGGCCACACCAAAUCGCUCUCGGAUGUCACAUUCAACACACAUGGAGAGAAAUUCCUGACGGCGUCGUUUGACCGCAUGAUGAAGCUGUGGGACACCGAGACUGGCCAGUGUAUCUCCAAGUUCACAACGGGCAAGACGCCGCACGUCAUCCGCUUCAACCCGACGGCGGAGCUCGGGCACGAGUUCGUGGUCGGCAUGUCGGACAACAAGAUUGUGCAGUUCGACACGCGGGCGGGCAACGAGCCGGUGCAGGAGUACGACCACCACUUGGGCCCGGUCAACACCAUCACCUUUGUGGACGACGGUCGUCGGUUCAUGACGACGUCGGACGACCGGACGCUGCGUGCGUGGGAGUACGGCUUCGGCGUGCCCAUCAAGUACAUCGCCGAGCCGUACCUGUUCGCCAUGACGCGGUCGGCCACGCACCCGUCGGGCAAGUACGUGGCCUUCCAGAGCUCCGACAACCAGAUCACCGUCUACUCGAGCAACGACAAGUUCCGCCAGAACCGCAAGAAGAGCUAUCGCGGUCACAACAACGCCGGCAGCGCCAUCGACAUCGACAUCAGCCCCGACGGCCAGUUCCUCGCCAGCGGCGACACGGGGGGCUACAUUGUCUUUUGGGACUGGAAGGGCUGCAAGAUGUACCACAAGAUCCAGGCCGAGACGGGCUCGGUGAGCUGCGUCAAGUGGCAUCCCCAGGAAACCAGCAAGGUUGUCUCUGGUGGCGCGUCGGGAGAUAUCAAGUUCUGGGAUUAGAAGAGUUUGGCAGCUGGUACUUGUCCUUUUUUGUUUUGCCCUUGAGGUUUGUUUUGGAUGUUAGCGUUUGGCGUUCAGAUCGGAAUUUUAUCACCUGGGCCUCUUGGACGGCACCAUAUUCCCACCAUUUGCUGUUUCAACUCUUGAGCCUCGCCACCCCUGCUAGCCUACUUCCUCAACGUCCUCUUGGACUGGCCUUUUCAGCUUUUAUAAUUUGCAGCCUAGCCGUCCUGCAAUCACGCACGGAGCACGGUAGCGAAGCCUACUUGGACAUGCGCUCGGAGACAGCUCGGCCGACGUGCCAGCAAUCACUCAAUCGCCUUGUGACGACCGCGAUGGGCCUUUUGAGGGCACUCGCCCACAGAUGGCAGCUCCGAGAUCAGAGGAGACGGACAAUAACGACAAUAUAUGGGUUCCAGGGCUCUCUCCCACCCUUCCACAACUCACAUGUCGCUCUUUCUGUCGUCUCGUCCGUCCGUUCUGCGCCAUGUCCGCCAACAUGGAGCUGCGGCCGAUUCGCUAGUGCAGUUCGCUGCUUCAAGACCAGAUGCCGGCGGCGCCGGGCGCGGGCGAUCAGCCCCAACUGCCAUGCGCCUGUCUAACCAGGAUCCAUGGCGUCCCGGGCCUCGCCUCCCUCCCCAGGGCCGUGCCAUGCAUGGGCUACCGUCUAGUAGUCUACCGAUGCGCUCGUUGCCUGGGGUUGGCCCUAGUCUUGGGCCCUGCUUCCGCGAACAGUUAUCUGGACAUGAAGGCCCCUCCUCCAUCCACCACCCGCUAUUGGCAAACCGCCCCUACGCUAUUGACAAUGGGGGACACAUCCACGACUUGUUGUGCUGCUCGCGGCCGCCCUCGGCCUCGUGCAGCCGACGACGCGAGGACACCGUCUCGAAGACCGCAG